Linum tenue is the source of this 387-nucleotide messenger RNA. NCBI's taxonomy places the organism in Eukaryota, Viridiplantae, Streptophyta, Magnoliopsida, Malpighiales, Linaceae. The record is from the annotation of a GenBank genome assembly.
GAGGAUUUCCAGUAUGAUGAAUUCAAUUCAAUACUUUAGUAACACGAGAGACUUGGCGAUAAUUUACGAUGAAUAUUUACUACGUCAAGAUGUUUCAAGGUUUCAUUGCAAAUCAUCACUCAACGCUUAUCCACAUGUAUGCAUCCGACUGUGCAAGAACGAGACACCAACCAAACUCCAAAAGCAUUGGAAAGAAAAGAAGCAUUUGAUCUGCCGCAACUCUCUAGUGGAAAUGGCUAACGUGCUGCAUAUGAAUGGCGGCCUGGAAGAGGCCAGCUAUGCCUUGAACUCCUUGCUUCAGGUAAAUGAGACAGAUGCAGAAUCCCAUAACGGAGUCUGAUAUCGCGACUUGCAAGUGAUCGAUGAUCUGUUUAAAUAUGAUCGAGU